This is a messenger RNA of Cylicocyclus nassatus, 255 nucleotides long. The record is from the annotation of a GenBank genome assembly. Lineage: Eukaryota; Metazoa; Nematoda; Chromadorea; Rhabditida; Strongylidae.
AUGUUGUUGAGGAACUCCAUCGCUUGCGUUGUACUACUAAUUAUACUACAACUUACAACAUCGGAGGAGAUAAUAGCUUACAUAGCCGAACAUGAUGAUGAUGAGGGCAUAAGCAUUUAUCGACAUCUGAAAGUACUGCAAAAGUACCGUUCCCAGGCCUUCGGACUGCAUAAUAUCACUCUGGAGCACACUGCCAUUACGAAUGAAACAUCUCCAAAGGAGCGUGAGCAAUCUGUUCUUUUGGAGCAUCGUUGA